Messenger RNA from Trichomycterus rosablanca, 2067 nucleotides. It is a transcript of the gene nsfl1c, whose product is annotated as NSFL1 (p97) cofactor (p47). The coding region runs from base 36 to 1148 and encodes 370 amino acids. Lineage: Eukaryota; Metazoa; Chordata; Actinopteri; Siluriformes; Trichomycteridae. Gene Ontology annotation, biological process: Golgi organization; autophagosome assembly; nuclear membrane reassembly. Gene Ontology annotation, molecular function: ubiquitin binding. Gene Ontology annotation, cellular component: nucleus; cytosol. The transcript has 9 exons. The record is from RefSeq and is a predicted model, not a curated record.
CCAUCGAGCACCGGCCCGCAGUUUGACACAGCGAAAUGGCGGAGCGGGAUGAUUCGGUGAGGGAGUUUGUUACAGUGACCGGUGUUGAAGAGGAAAGAGCCCGCUUUUUCCUCGAGUCGGCCGGCUGGGAUUUGCAGCUUGCCCUUGCCAGUUUUUUUGAGGAUGGAGCAGAUGAUGAUAUUAUUACCCUUCCUCAACAGGAAAGUGGCCCGACCACCCGUUCGACAGGACCAAGUGAACACAGAGUGACUUCUUUUAGCGAUCUGGUGCAUGGAGAUGAAGAGGAGAGUGAUGAGGAAGGUCAGAGGUUUUUUGCUGGUGGAUCUGAACGCAGUGGGCAGCAGAUUGUCGGCCCUCCCAAGAAGAAAAGCCCAAAUGAGGUGGUUGAGGACUUGUUUAAGGGUGCUAAGGAGCACGGUGCUGUUCCUGUAGACAAAGCAGGAAAGGGACCUGGGGAGUCUAGCAAGGCUAAGCCAUUUGUAGGAGGAGGGUAUCGUCUGGGUGUGGCACCUGAGGAGGAGUCCGCUUAUGUGGCUGGAGAGAGGAGAGCCUCUGGCAGUAUGCAAGAUGUACAUGUGGUGCUAAAGUUGUGGAAAACUGGAUUCAGCCUUGAUGACGGAGAGCUAAGAAACUACAGUGAUCCUGGAAAUUCCUUAUUCCUAGAGUCUAUCCGCAGAGGGGAGAUUCCUCUGGAGCUGAGGCAGCGUUUCCGUGGAGGACAAGUGAAUCUGGAUAUGGAAGACCAUAGGGAUGAAGGCUUUAGCAGACCAAAGCUGGCUUUCAAGGCUUUUGGUGGAGAGGGACAGAAACUUGGCAGUGCCACUCCAGAUUUGGUAUCCCCAAGGAUGGGUCAGCAAGAUCAGGCUGGAAAUGAAGCUGAGGCCAGUGCCUCCAUUAGUGUGGAUGACUCUCAGCCCGUCACCAACAUUCAGAUCAGACUGGCUGAUGGAGGUCGACUGGUGCAAAAGUUUAACCACACCCACAGGGUGUCUGAUGUGCGCCGGUUUGUGGUGAGUGCACGGCCUGGCUUGGCUGCAGCAGAGUUUGUUCUCAUGACGACUUUCCCCAACAAGGAAUUGACCGACGAAAGCCUGACACUGAAGGAAGCCAAUCUGCUAAAUGCUGUGAUUGUGCAGAGACUAAAAUAAUGAUGCCCUCCAGUUUUACGAUGGCACUAUUAAGUUUCCUCAAAGGGAAAUGCAUGGACUCGAGGACUUGUGACUUUUUUUUCUUUAGUGAAUAUGUGGCAGUAUGUACUUUAGGAUUAAGAAAAUGGAGUUGGGGAGAGUUUAAUCACUUCCAUGAGACGCAUUAAUGGAAAGAGAGUUGAACAAAUUGGAAGUUUAAUUACACACUUUACAGAUUAGAACCCUAUCUAAAAUAAAGAGCUUUCUAAAAAAAACUUGACAUGCUUUUACCUCAGUGUUUUAAGCUGUUUUUUCAUGUUUACUUUUUCUUUUUUCUUUGUUUUGUAUCCAGUCCCUAAUUUUUCUCUCUUAAUUUUCUCUGUAUAAAUGCCCAUAGCCUUACAACCCAACACCAGAUAACCAGACCUCCAGAUAUAACUGCUGCUUCUUGGAAAGCUGAUUCUUGGGAACAAACAUUAAAGUGAAUUGUUUAAAUUUAUCUUAUAAUCUACUGAUUUUCUUGCUUGAUAGUAUUCUAACUAAAUAGCUGGUCUUAAUGUUGGACUCAAUUUAAGAGCUGCUUAACAUGUCCGCAGCUGUGAUGUACUCUCUGCAGCAAUUUUAUGUAGAGCUGGAAAUUAGUAGAGCUUGUGUGGGUGGUACGGUGGCUCAGUGGGUAGCACUGUUGCCUCACAGCAAGAAGGUCUUGGGUUCGAUCCCCAGGUGGGAUGGUCCGGGUCAUGCAAGUGAGGUGAAUUGGAGAUACGAAAUUGUCCCUGACUGUGUUUGACUUUAAACUUGUGAAUUGAUGAAUCUUGUGUAACGAUUAACUACCAUUUGUCAUUAAUGUAACCAAAGUGUGUAAAACAUGACGUUAAAAGUGUAAUAAAUAAAUAAAUAGAGCGUGUUGUGCACAAGGGCACAUACAUGGAAAAACUAA